AUGAACUUUGACAUUUUCGAGAUCGUAAUGUCAAUAUGGCCUAAGUGCCAUUCCUUUUCAUGUUGUACAUACGACCAUCAGCAUCUCACAAUAGAAAUAAGGGAAGCGACUGUGUCCACAGAAAAAAUAUCAAUUGCAAACGCUUCGUACGACUGCACGAUAUCACUUCCUAUGUUAGACUAUUUCACAAACAAAAUGCAACAUCAAAUCCACUGUUCCAUGAGUAAAGUAAAUAAAUGUACUUUGUAUACAGCUAGCAAAGUUUAUGUUCCUAUAUGCGCGAUCGUAGAUUGGAACGCUGUUGAUUCUGCGUAG
Messenger RNA from Spodoptera littoralis (African cotton leafworm), 315 nucleotides. The record is from the annotation of a GenBank genome assembly. Lineage: Eukaryota; Metazoa; Arthropoda; Insecta; Lepidoptera; Noctuidae.